UUUGGAUUUCAGAGAAGGAGAGCUUGUGCUGGGGGUAUGUUGCCCCCCAGGGCUGAUGUCUUAAAGCAUUCAGCAUCGAAUGUGAGUGAUCAAUGACAUAUAUAUAUGACUCUAAGCUCGGGUACACAAAGAGGGGUAGAGUCCAAACUCUGGGGAUCGGGAGUCUUCAGGUAGGGACCAUCAAUCUGGUUCUGACAGGUUGGGGGAGGAUCAUAAAGUCUUACAAAUUGGGAGUUAAGGAGGUGUUCAGCUGUAGUGUUCUUCUUUUCUAAAAUAUAAUUGUUCUCUGUGAACAGAUUUCUCGGGGGCUUCUGGAGGCAGCCUUAGGUUCAGUUCAGAUCAAUAAUCACUCCAAAUGUAGCUAGGAGUUAAAAUCCAAAUCCUUUAUUGUCUCCUUCAAAAUAACACAGUUAGUUUUCCUAGAGGCCUAUCUCUCUCCUUAGUUCUGAGAGCUCUUGUUGCUAGUGCUUUAGCUCUUCCAGCUUCUGCCUCUCACUCUGUCCGACUCUUGGCUUCUCAAUCUCCCCAACUGGCUCCUGGCUGAGGCUCCAAGAGCUUCUUAUAUAUGAUCUCUUAAAGGUGUGAACUCAAAGGUUGACUCCUUCUCUGAGAGAGUGGGAUUGUGGGUUCCUGACUUGUGAAUCUGAAUGUUAAUGUGUGAACUAAUGUGUGAACUUUUAAAGGUGUGAACUUAAGUACAUAAGCAUUGUUUCUAUGAAUUCCAAUGAGUUAGCACCUUGUUUCAAGUUCUGGCCCAUAACAUUCAGCUAGAGACAGGAAGUCUGAAACUCAGAGAUACUAGUUAGGUAUCUGAGAUAGGACAUCUGGAGUUUUCUCUUUUGGAAUGCUAGAUCUCCACAACCAUAAUUAUCUCCGUUCUAAUGAGCAGAAAAGGGGGUUUGUAACCAGGGCAACUGAUGCAGAACAAUUCAGGGAAACUGAGGCAGAACAAUUUAGGGAAAUUGAGGCAGGACAAUUAGGGAAACUAAGUCAGGAGAAUUAGAAGGGAACUGUGGCACAACAGUGGCACCACCUUGCCCCUAUCGUGGUCCUCUUCAAGAAGGAAGGACAAACAACAGCAAAAGCCCUCUACCUUGGUCGUUUUCUUGCUAAUUACUCUGCAGCCUCCCUAACUCCUUGUCUACCUCCUACUCUCAUCAGAUCAGUACCAUGAAGGCAGCUGGUGCAUUGGAUAGAGCACCAGCCCCGAAGUCAGGAGGACCUGAGUUCAAAUUUUAACACUUCCUAGCUGUGUGACCCUGGGCAAGUCACUUAUUCCCCAUUGUCUCAGGAAAAAAAAAAUCAGUAUCGCAGUUGCUCCUGGGAAAGACUAUCACCUGAUUCCCCAAUGCUCCCCCUCCUCUGGCCAUCACUCCCCUCAAUGUGAAAGGAGGUCCUUUCGAAUGGAAGCUGCUUGAAAGGACUGCCUGGAUUUUAUUUCGUUUCCCCUGGGUCCCAGGAGUUUGGCGCAUAGAAAAUGUUUACAUUCAUUCACUCAAAUAGCUGAAGGCAGUUGCGCAGAAAGAGCAUUAGUCUGGUUCAGCUUGGUCCUAGGAGAAUCAGAAACCAGGGGUGGAAGUUGCAAAUGCAGGACUGACUUCAGUAAAAACUGAUUAACAUUCAGCUGCCCCAAACAGAACGGUCUGCCUCCGAGCGUGAGUCCGCGCCUCCCUGGAAGUGCCCCGGCAGAGGCCAGAAGCUGUGAAAGAAGAAAUGUUUAACUAUGUUAAACCUAUUUUGCUUUGGCCCGGACAGCCUCCGGAGCCGGGGCGGUUCCGCAGCUUUCGCAACUACACAAGUCCCAAACAAUGGCAGCGCACUUUCCCGGGGCGGGAGCAACUGCGGGAACGGCUGCUGUUCCACCGACUGCGCAGCCGCCCUCCGGGUUGUGGGCCAUUCUCCUCCCCAGGCCUUAGGAGGGAGGAGGAGGGGGUGGGCCGCCCGCGCUGGGGUGGUUGUGCGCUUGCGCGGCCAGCUGCAUAGCCGGCUUCUGGAACUCAGCGGGUGGCGGCGGCGGCUGAGGAAAGGCCAUGAGGGAACUCGGGACACCUUCAAAACGUGCUCGCUGCGGGACUCCUUCUCCCACUUCGGAGCACGCCGCUGCCCGAGCCGACGCGGAGCCCGAGGACGAUGCCGAUCCCCGGAGCUGGGACACGGAGCGGCUGUGCUCUUUCCUCCGCGACCGCGGCUUCUGCAACCCGACGCUGCUCAGCCGCAUACGAGAAAACAAAAUUGGAGGCACUCAGCUGCUCAGCCUUGAUGAAUCACUUCUUGAAAAUCUUGGAGUAAGUUCUUUAGAAGAAAGACAGAAACUGCUGGAUUGUAUCAAUCAACUGAAUCAAAAUCAUGAAGAGACAAUAAAGAUAUUUAAUGAUCCUGUUCAUGGCCAUAUAGAACUUCACCCUCUUCUUAUCCGAAUCAUUGACACACCUCAAUUUCAACGGCUUCGAUAUAUUAAACAACUGGGAGGCGCUUACUAUGUUUUUCCAGGUGGCGCUCACAACCGAUUUGAGCAUUGUCUAGGUGUCGGGUAUCUAGCAGGAUGUCUGGUCCAUGCACUGCAUGAAAAACAGCCUGAACUACAGAUAACUGAGCGGGAUAUGCUAUGUGUUCAGAUUGCUGGGCUUUGUCAUGAUCUAGGUCAUGGACCAUUUUCACACAUGUUUGAUGGAAGGUUUAUUCCCCGUGCUCGCCCAGGAUAUGAUUGGAAGCAUGAAAUGGGUUCAGUCAAGAUGUUUGAGUACCUAGUUAAUGCCAAUGGAAUUGAAAAUGUAAUGAAGAAAUAUGGACUUGUUCCAGAAGAAGAUAUAUGUUUUAUCAAAGAACAAAUCGCAGGACCUCUUGAUUCAACAGAAGAGCAUUCUUCGUGGCCGUAUAAAGGGCGACCUGAAGAGAAAAACUUUCUUUAUGAGAUAGUGGCUAAUAAACGCAAUGGCAUUGAUGUGGAUAAAUGGGAUUAUUUUGCCAGGGAUUGCCACCAUCUUGGAAUUCCAAAUAACUUUGACCAUAAGCGCUUUAUUAAGUUUGCCCGUGUAUGUGAAGUAGACAAUAAGAAACAUAUUUGCACCAGGGACAAGGAAGUUGGAAAUCUGUAUGACAUGUUCCAUACACGCAACUGCCUGCAUCGAAGAGCUUACCAGCACAGAGUUGGCAACAUCAUUGAAACAAUGAUUACAGAUGCUUUCCUUAAAGCAGAUCCCCAUAUAGAAGUAGAAGGUAGUGGAGGGAAAAAGUACACACUUUCUACAGCAAUUGAUGAUAUGGAAGCCUAUGCAAAACUUACAGAUAACAUUUUUCUGGAGAUUUUGCAAUCUCGUAAUCCCAAAUUGGCUGAGGCACGAGAGAUUUUACUGAAAAUUCAAAGUCGUAAACUAUACAAAUUUGUGGGUGAAACUCAGCCAACAGGGGAAGAGAAAAUUAGAAUGGAGGAAUAUGAUCAACUUCCAAAAGAUGUUGCUGCUUCCACACCAAAAGGUGUAGAUCUAAAAGUUGAAUUAAAAGCUGAAGAUUUCAUAGUUGAUGUUAUCAACAUGGAUUAUGGAAUGCAAGAAAAAAAUCCUAUAGAUCAUGUUUAUUUCUAUUGCAAGAGUGACCGAAGUAAAGCAGUCUUGAUUACAAAAAAUCAGGUUUCACAGCUUCUACCUGAAAAAUUUGCUGAACAGCUUAUCCGAGUGUACUGUAAGAAAACAGAUAAGCAAAGUUUAGAGGCUGCCACGCAGUAUUUUGUUCAGUGGUGCAUAAACAAAAACUUCACCAAACCACAGGAUAGUGAUGUUGUGGCCCCAAAACUAACACCUAUGAAAGCAAGUUGGAAUCUCCGGUAUAGAGACCAAAGUCCAGAUCGUAAUAGAGAGCGUUCCAACAUCAAAACCAACCUUUUUCAGGGAAAAAAUUAAUAGAAUGGGAAUUUCCACUUAUCAUCUGCUUCUUAGAAAGAGAUCUGCCCAAUCACAAUGCUGCAAGAAGGUUUCAUCGCAUCUAUCCUCUCUUCCUUGGCCUCUUCAAACAAAGCUGUUGUGCAUAUAUCCCUCCAUCAGAAGCUGAUCCGAAUGUAAAUAAAUCAUACCAGCUUUUUCUUUCAAAUAUACUUGGGGAGCUGAGAGCUACAAACAGGGAAAUUUUAACAUAAUCAAUAUUUAUAAUAAAUUCCAUAGUAAUUUCAAGAUUUUAGUUGCAAUAGAGCCAUUUUAUGUGAGGGAACAAGAAAAUUUUAUAUCACUUAGGUAUAUAUACAGACUUCAGGAAAAGCAUUUUUCCAAAUUUGGCAUGGUAUCUAUAACUCUUAAUUCUUUAUGUUUAAAAAAGAAGAAGAAGAAGAAUCAUCCUUUUUAUACCCUCAAUUCCUGGGGGAGAAAAACUGUCUUAAAAAUUUAUGGGAAAGGGGCAGCUAGGUGGUUCAGUGGAUGGAGCACUGGUCCUGAAGUCAGGAGGACCCGAGUCUCAAACACUUAACACUUCCUAGCUGUGUGACCCUGGGCAAGUCACUUAACCCCAAUUGCCUCAGCCAAAAAAAGCAAAAAAAAAAGAAAAUGGGCAAUAGACUUGGGUUGUGGGAUGCGGAACUGAUAAUGUCCUUCUCCAGCCCUGGUUAAAACAGCAGAAUCCUUUAAACCCGGGCUGGCUCUCUGAGUGCUGCCUCCAGUAAGGUACCAGACCUCAUCCUGCUGGCUAGUCUUCUGAGGACUUAAGGGAAGGCUUGUCUGGAGUUGGCACUUUGGAGAAAAAGCUGUUUCUAGGGAAGAUGCCCCAGGCUCCAUUGUUCCAGACAAUCUCAGAGUCUACCCCAGGGCAACAUUGCUCCUCCUUCAGCUGCAUGACUUCCCUUUCACUCACCAGAUUUCUUAUUUCUGAAUAAAUAAGUCCGGAAGAAGUCACAAACCACCAGUUUCCCAAAGCUGGAUGCAGAAGUACCACUGCCUCCACAAAAGAAUUGUGCCCAGAUGUUUUUCUGGGAGAAGGACCUGGCUUUGCCGACGCCCUCGGGACUUUCUCAGUGGCCAGCUGGGCCGUUGCCGAAUCCCCUUUCCCUAGGGUGACCAGAGUGGGAAUGGAUGAUUCAGGAACCUUUUGGCGUAUGUGUGUGCCCCAGUCCUGCAGUGGAGUCCAAGGCCUUACGCAGGCGUUGCGGGUUUGGGAAAAGGGGAGUGCAGGCCGUGUCCCCAAAGCAGUUGUGCUCAGGGAUUUCCAGACUGUUCUCUGGAAAGUAAAGUCUUCCACACCCUUGAAGACCAAAAUCUUCACAGAACCCUCCACGAUCCCAUCUGGAAUCCUCUUUGCCGCUUCUGAGGCUGUAUGGCACAAACGUACUUCUCGUGUUCAGUGCUGUAACUGUGUGCUUCCGUGUCCCAGUAUCUUCACACCUCCAGGUCCCGACAUGAGGCCUUACACAAAAUAGACCCAGAAACCACGGCGUCCCCUGGCCUCUGAUCUUCGAGGGGAUUCUCUCCAGAAGUCCAAAGGGACGGCCGCCUUUCCCUGCUCAGGCUCCCAGCUUCAGGAUCACACAGCAAGGGGAUUGGGGCAGUCAUCAAGCGGAUAUGGUAUUAUAGGUCAAAAACCGGUGGGCAUGGGGCAGCUCGCUGGCACGGGGGCAGAGCACCAGCCCGGGAGCUUGGAGGUCCUGAUCCAGAGCAGCUUCAGACUAGCUGUGUGACCCUGCACAAGUCACUUAGCCCCAAUUGCCUCAGGUGGGGAGGGAGCAAAUAAGGAUUAUCUAUACAUUAUCUUCCCUCAGAAUGAAUGAAUGAAUUGGUCAGCUGAGUAAGAAAGUGCUGCCUCUGAUGUCUGUCCUCCAAUUCUUUUUAUAUUAUACAACAUGGAGUUCUUAGGACCUUGAACAAAUCACUUUGUCCAAUGACAAGAGGAAAUGAGGUUAGGGAAAGGGGUGGCAAAAAAAGUGAUGUUCUCAGAAUUAUUGUGCUGUAUAAGUGUUUUUUAUUCAGAUUAUGUAUCCAAGGGCAGGAAUGUAAUAACAAAGAUUGUAUUAUUUCUGCAAAAUGCUAUUAUUGAAUCAUGCUUGACUCUGGAACUUUAUAUCCUAAUGCCCUGUCAUUAUCAUGCACACCUUGGGGAGGUAGGGGCAGAAGAUCAAAAUCUGUUUGCAUUUUUGUCCUGUUGAGGAAGAUGCACUUUAUUUUAUGUUUGCCUUCCUACUUAGGCUAUUAGAUUAAAAUUUUGCUUAAGAAACACUUUUGCUGUUGGUGUGCAAACUUUGGUAAUUCCAUCACUGGAAUUAAAUAGUCUCUUGUUAAGAGCAUAGCAUUUUUAAAAAUUGAUUACUGUGACAGGUGUGGAGAAACACAGCAAUGAAGCUUUAUGAAUGUAUCUCCAAACAAUCUGAUCUCUCAGAACUUCUUUCAUGCUAUUUGUCAUUAUCCAUCAGAUACUGGACCCAUGGCUUACCCAAGAUUGUUCUUUCAUCCAACAAGAGAAACCUGUUUCAUCUUGGCCACAAAUGUUUCAUUCUCUCAUCAACCCAUUUGUCCUGUGAGUGUAGAUGGCAUUUAGCUCAAUCUGUGUAACUUCAUUUCUAUGACCCAACUUCACAGGAAUAAAAGCCAUGAAAGGGAAAAGUCUUUUAACAAUGGAGGGAAAAGCAGGUACUUGACCAGUAGAAUUAUCUUAGUUUCUCGUGCCCAGACUCACAACCUCUGCUGAGCAAUAUCAGGAGCAAAGGAGAUUUCAGAUGGAUCCUUCUUAGAUGUCCUCCUUGGAUAUAGACCACAGUCUUCCUCUCCUGUCUCUUAGAACUAACUCCUUAUGGUUGGCCUGGCAUGUGAAAAUAUUUAUAAUGUUGAUACUGCUUGACUCUGUUGUAUUUCCACAAUAAAGAGUUUACUCUGGGUUUCA
This is a messenger RNA of Antechinus flavipes (yellow-footed antechinus), 6849 nucleotides long. It is a transcript of the gene SAMHD1, whose product is annotated as SAM and HD domain containing deoxynucleoside triphosphate triphosphohydrolase 1. NCBI's taxonomy places the organism in Eukaryota, Metazoa, Chordata, Mammalia, Dasyuromorphia, Dasyuridae. The transcript is spliced from 16 exons. Gene Ontology annotation, biological process: dGTP catabolic process; defense response to virus; regulation of innate immune response. Gene Ontology annotation, cellular component: nucleus. The coding region runs from base 2031 to 3896 and encodes 621 amino acids. The record is from RefSeq and is a predicted model, not a curated record. Gene Ontology annotation, molecular function: dGTPase activity; protein binding.